AUGCCCUUCAAAGUCCUCGUCUACGCUCAUCGACUCCCGGCGGUCACUCCAGAGACUUUCAAACAGCGCUAUGAAGCGCACAUCCAGCUUUUCAAGCGCCUCGUCGGCGAGGCAUUCCCAAUUUCUCACCGGCGCAUCUACAUAUCGCGCACUCUGAUCGACGCACCACCUGAUCAUGAUCCUUCUCACAACGCGACCACUCCGGCGACCGUGAUUGUCGGCCAGCCAUCUGACUACGACUACGAUUGUCUGGCUGAGAUGACCUUUGCGGAUCAGGCUUCUUGGGAGGCCUGUGUGGCGAGGGUUCGUGCCCCGGAGAUCAGUGCGCAGAUUGCGGCUGAUGAAGACCAGUUCUUUGAUCGGUCGGAGACGGGGGUUGUUGUUGUCGGAGACGUCGUGGAGACUUGCAAGUGA
Molecule: messenger RNA, 414 nt
Organism: Penicillium diatomitis
Lineage: Eukaryota; Fungi; Ascomycota; Eurotiomycetes; Eurotiales; Aspergillaceae
Product: EthD domain-containing protein
Exons: 1
Coding region: 1-414 (137 amino acids)
Molecular function (GO): oxidoreductase activity
Source: RefSeq, a predicted model, not a curated record